AUGACAGGAGGCUGGUCCUUUCUCGUGCUGGGCCAGUCUUUCGGCCGCUCUGUGAAGGACGCGGAUCAGGAGAAAGAGGAGACCCCGAGCCCGGUGUUGUUUGGCAUUUUGAUCCUUGGAGAUCGUCUCAAGAGCGAAACAAACCCAGCAAAACUUGUGUUCUCUGUGCGCGCUCGGGCUGCGGUGCUGAAGGCGCUGUGUGCGCGCACGCGUCUGUUUGUGUUUGAGGGAAAUAGCGCAGUUUUGACUCCGAGCUUUGGCGCGGGGAAAGAUGAUGAUGGCCGGUGGUGGUGGAGCAGCCGUGGACCAUAA
Molecule: messenger RNA, 312 nt
Organism: Knipowitschia caucasica
Lineage: Eukaryota; Metazoa; Chordata; Actinopteri; Gobiiformes; Gobiidae
Source: the annotation of a GenBank genome assembly